Messenger RNA from Styela clava, 4469 nucleotides. RefSeq lists its product as uncharacterized. Gene Ontology annotation, cellular component: nucleus. The record is from RefSeq and is a predicted model, not a curated record. Gene Ontology annotation, molecular function: ATP binding; protein kinase activity. Lineage: Eukaryota; Metazoa; Chordata; Ascidiacea; Stolidobranchia; Styelidae. Gene Ontology annotation, biological process: protein phosphorylation; mitotic spindle assembly checkpoint signaling; meiotic sister chromatid cohesion, centromeric.
AGACCGGUAUGACUACAGAAGUUACGGUAUAACUUUAUCUAUUUGAAUACACAGUUUUUAAGAGUACGUACCGGUACUGUUUUAGUAUUACUGGUUAUGGCGGCUUCUUCAGAAGAUAAACCAGGUACAACUUGGGAGCUCAGCAAAGAAAAUGUGAAACCCGUAAAAUCUGGAAGAAAUGUUGGCUGUAUCUCUGCUGUUUUGCAGCCUUCAAAACAAGACAUGGAACGUAUUCUGAAGGAAAAACAACUGUUUGAGGAAGAAAUUAUUGCUGGGACCAAAGAAGAUGAUCCAAUUGAACCUUGGGAUAGAUAUUUGAAAUGGACUAUACAAUAUUUCCCGUCUGGAGGUAAUGAUCACACUCUUCUCAAUCUGCUGAAGAAAAUGAUUGCACAGUUUAAAUCUGAAAAAUAUAAGAAUGAUAUUCGAUAUGUCAAUGCCUGGAUAAAGAUUGCUGAAAUUAUGAAGGAUCCUAUAGAGACAUAUAGUUACAUGAAUACAGAAGGUAUUGGAUCAGAAUGUGCUGACUUUUACAUUGCUUGGGCUGAGGAAUAUGAAAAACAUGGUGAUAUCAGAAGGGCUGAUAGAAUUUACAAUGAUGGAGAUGAAAAAUGUGCACAACCUAGAGAUCUUAUGCAAAGGAAACAUAUGGAAUUUCAGUUACGAGUUGCAAGAGGAAUGUUGAAUGGACAGAAUAAUGAAUAUGACGAGGAUGAUGAUAACGAUAAUGACUUAGAAACUCAACAACGGACCACUCUUGGGCAUUUGAAAGGCAGGGGAAAGCAUCAAACUGUUGGCACACAAAGAACGGGUAGAGCUCUGCAUGCUAUUCAAAAUAAAAGCUUGAAAUGGGGCACUUCAUCACAGAAUUUCGUCCCUCAGUCUGGAGGAAAGUUUGAAAUAUUUGAAGAUGUUCCAUCUGACGGAAUAUCUGUGAUGGGAGAAACUGGAAAAUGGACAUCAGCACCCAGCUCUACUGCCACAAAAGAAAAUACUGUCAACCCUGGACAGUGGAAAGGUGUCAAGAUCAAACAACCUCAUACUCAUUCUUCAGCAGUUCCACAAGUUCACCGGCCACCAGUAUCAAACAAUUUCACUAUUUUUACCGAAGAAGAUUCCGUUUCUGCUCAUCAUGCUCCUCACAAAGUUGCAUCCAACAUUGAAUCUAUUUUAUCAACUAAGAAAGAAUCUAAAAUUUCAGUAUCAGAAUUUGAAAGUAUUUUUAAUGCCAAACCCAUACACGAGGCCAAUAUUGUAUCUGGUUAUGAUGUUGAUAAGGUGUAUACUGCAAUGGGGGAAAUGCAAUUUGAAGAAGUACGUGCUGCACAUUGGAGAAGAAGGAAGAGAAUACAGGCACAAAAGGAGUUGGAAAAAGGCCAGAGGAUGCUCGAAGAACAAAGAUUAGAAAGAGAAAGAAUGAUGUUAGAGCAGGAACGAAGAUUUGAGGAAGAAAGGAGAUUACUCGACGAAGAAAAAAGAUUGCUCGAUGAAGAGAGAAUGAAAAUCAUUAAAUUGGAAAGAGAAAAAAUUAGAUUAGAAAGAAAACUCAUCGAAAGUAAAAGACUAAGAAUGCUUGCUAAAUCUACAACUGCUGUUGAAGAUGAGGAAGCUUUAUUACGAGAAGAAGAAGAUAUAACAGUACAACUUAAUACUGUCAAACGAGAUAUCAAGAGGGCAAACAUGGCGCAAGAGGAACAUAGAAAUGAUGAAGCUGAUUUUCGUGCUACAAAUACUGCUCCCCAGUCGGGUUUUGUGAUUUACGAUGAAUCAUUACAAGAAGAAAAUCAACCGGAUCAAGUUGUGCAACAAUAUCCUGUGAUGUCAAAAACGACUGUAUCUGCCAACAGUUCAUUGAACCAAUCAAAACGUUCUCAGCCGUCUCCUACGUUGUAUACGAAAGAAGCAAUGAGCCAGCUCGAUACUUGGUUUCAGAAACCUCUUGAAAAUGAUGAUUGUGUCAGUGAUUCUGUAGUUGUUCCAGAAGGCCUUAGACCGUAUAGAGAUGUUGCAUCAGAUGAAAACCAAACCUAUGGAUUUAGACCUAUUUUGAACGAAACACAACAACUUUCUCAAGGCUUCCUUCCUCCUUCUGAAAUUAACAGAGCACCAUUUUCAAUAUAUACAGAUGAAAAUGUCAACACAAAAUUGAAGGGUGCAGAAACAAUAGAGGAAAGGAGAAAUUUGCUACAAGGUAUUAACCAUCGUACUCAACCUCUACAAGUAUAUUCUGAUGUUCAUAAUACUGAAAACAACAAGUAUUCUGACGAUAAAACAGGAAUUUGUUUUGAUGAUGUUACUGUUUCCGGAAGCGAUUUUUCAAGUCGGGCUCAUCUUGCUUCAACUCCAUUCUGCAGCAAGUCUGAAAAACUUCAAGAUAUGACUCACAUUAAUCAUCUGAGUCGUAUUCAAACGGAAAAUACGGUUACUGAUAUGUUGCCUCAUCGGGAAAACGUAAAUGAACAGUCCGAGGACAGAAUCGGCAAAUCUUCUGCUCCUCCUGUCAAUCCAAUCUCUAUUCAUAAUGAUUAUGAUGAAAAUACUAACGAUAUGUUCUAUUCAGCGGAAAAUGGUAAAGAAGUUGACAUUCCUGCUGAAAUGAAACAACUAAGUCCGAUUUUGGAAGCCAGCAACGAAUCAGAUAAAUCUUCUGUUAUGGGAAAAGCUAAGUCAUCAUGUGGAGAAUCAGUGUAUGAUAAAACUCAUGAUCCAUUGUUAAUCGUUAACAAUGAUCCCCUCAAAAUGAAAAGUUUCGGAAGCGACUUAUCAAAAACUAAUAAUUUUGAUCCAUUGACUAAUGGUACAGUUUCGAAAACGAAUGAUAUCCUGGAUUUCAUGGAUUUUGGAGGUACUAUCGAUUGUGGAUUGUGGGAAUCACCACAAGCAGUGAAACCUCCUUCUGAUGCUUUGUCAAUUAAACCAGAUGACAAUGUUUUUAUAAGUCAAAAAAUUCUGAAAGAAAAUACGGAAAUUGAAAAAAUUUGCACCGAUUUUAGUUCAACUUCAAUCAAGAAAGCUGAUUUCGAGGCGGAGAGUAUUGCGCAAUCAUCCUUACCAAACAUCAUUGAUGAUCCGUGGAACAAAGAUUUAUUGAAUUCAAUCAUGGAACAUCAUAACAAUUUGUCAAAUAUCAAGGACACUGAGAUACAUCAUAUGGCAACCAUGCCAAUGCCUAGCAUUCGCAAAGGAUCAACUCUGAAUCUAAAUGGAAAGAAUGUUAAACUUGGUCAGAUGAUUGGUGAAGGAGCAUUUGCUAAAGUAUUCUAUAUUGCUUCUAAUGAAAAUGAUUGUCAGCAGGUUCUCAAGUUCUCAAUUCAGGUUGAAACACCUUCAUGUCCAUGGGAAGUUUAUAUAAUAAAUCAAGCAAAGACGAGACUAAGAUUACAAGGAAUGUCUGAUGUUGCUGAUGCAAUUGUUAAUAUUAAUUCAGCUUAUUUAUAUAAAGAUGGGUCUUUGUUGACACUGCCGCAUUAUGGAAAGGGAACUUUACUGGAUAAAAUUAAUGCAAAUAAAAAUGUAAUGAUGAAAGAUGCAACUGCAAGGUGGAUUGCAAAUCAACUGAUGAGAAUAGUUCAUAGUCUUCAUACUGUCGGAAUUAUUCAUGGCGAUAUCAAACCUGAUAACUUUAUGGUGGUUCCAUUAUCAUCUGAUUGUUCUGACUCCCUCACUGAGAUUGGUGGGAUCAAAUUAAUUGAUUUUGGUCGAUCUAUCGAUAUGAAUGAAAUGCCGUAUGGAUCUUCAUUUAUAAAGAACUGUUGUACGAGUGCAUUUAUUUGUGUUCAAAUGCAAAACAAAGAACCUUGGAAUUACCAUAUUGAUCUAUAUGGAAUUGCCGGGUCACUGCAUGUUGUACUGUUUGGUUCCUACAUGAAAAUAAGAAAAAACCAAGACGGAAAAUGGGAAAUACAGAACAAAAUUAAGAGAUGGUUUCACAAAAGUUUCUGGGCGAAUUUCUUUUCCACUCUACUAAAUUUCCCAACUCCGACAAAGGAGCGGCCGAUCACACUUUCUGAUUCACCCCUACCUCAACUUAUAUCGGAAUUGGAAAUGAUGGGAAGAACAGAUAGAGAUGCUGUUCGUAAUUUCUUCAAUAUGUGAAAAUUCAUUGCUGGUGUAACAGAAUUCAUAAAAUAUAUGGUUGAGAAUGGUGUCUACUGCCAGUAUUUUGAUACAUACCAUCUCUGGUUUUUCUUAAAGAUAGGCUGUGUGAAAACAAAGUCGUGCGAUCACUGCCAACAAACAGACAGCUUAUGUGAAUAUUCUUUUACAAUGUCUGUUGCCAUCACUAACAAUAAAUUUGAGUGUUUUCUGGUUCUUUUCCUGUCUUGGAGCCUAUGUAUUUUUGGGCCGUUUAUUUGUACAGAAUUAAAUGCUAUUUGAUUGGUAUGCUUUUAUUAUAGCUUGAUGCUGUCAAAAUAUUACGAUCUUCUUGAAUAUUUACAAAUAAAGUUCUUAAUGGUAAUAGUUUCAAA